CUUUGGGCUUCCUUUAUUGGGCUUCUGUCGUCUUAAUGUCGGCAGCUCGGGCGUGUUUCUGAAACACCGUGCUGUUUAAAAUACUAAAGAAAGGUGCAAAAAGCAGUACUUUGUACCAAAAUGCUUGUCUUGACGCAUUCGACGGCCGUUAUUUGGGCUGUGUUCAUCGUCACAGGAGCUGUUUCAGGUGAAGAUGUGAAGAAAGCAGUGGGUGGGACAGUUUCCUUUAGUCCAGACAAAUUAGAAUCUCCUGUCACCAGCAUCACAUGGAAACAUGUUAGUCUUUCUACUGUGAAGGCGAUUGAAUGGGACGUUGAUGAUGGUGUUAUCAUCCCGAAUCAGAGAUUCAAAGACAUCACAACUCUUGAUGAGAAAACUGGAAAAAUCACUAUAACUAAUUUAAAAGUCGAGCAUAGUGGAGAGUAUACCAUUGACAUCAACAGUAAAGAGCAGGGACAAAGAUUCAGCUUGGAAGUUAUGGAAGAGGUCCCCAAACCUAACAUAACUGUAGAGAAGAGCAGUAACCCUGAUGCUUUGUAUUUAAUUUGUGAGUAUGAUGAAAAAAUAAUCUGGAAGAAUUCUGCUGGACAAAUACUCACGGGCUCAAAGCACACAACAAAAGGAGAAUCCAUCACAGUCAAAAACACAAGAAAUCCAGAAAACUACUACACCUGCACACUCAAGAACGCAGUGAGUGAGAAGACCAGUGAUCCGGUCUAUGAGAGAGAACUGUUUGUGACAGAAUCAAGCGCAGGACUGAUCGUGGGGAUUGUAAUUCUUGUUAUCCUCCUCAUCAUUAUCGGCUUGAUUUGUGCCUAUCUACUCUUAGAGUCCAUUUACAACCGUGUUAAUGAAUGCUGUCCAGGUAUAGAAAGUGUGUUACGCCACGUGGAUUGUUGCGCAGAGAAGAGAAAGCAAUAUGAUCUAGCGCCAAAGGGUGACGAGAAGAAAGUAGAUGUGGUCAGCACAGGUGACGAGACGAAAGUAGAUGCGGUCAGCACAGGUGACGAGAAGAAAGUAGAUGUGGUCAGCACAGGUGACGAGAAGAAAGUAGAUGUGGUCAGCACAGGUGACGAGACGAAAGUAGAUGUGGUCAGCACAGGUGACGAGAAGAAAGUAGAUGUGGUCAGCACAGGUGACGAGAAGAAAGUAGAUGUGGUCAGCACAGGUGACGAGACGAAAGUAGAUGUGGUCAGCACAGGUGAUGAGACGAAAGUAGAUGCGGUCAGCACAGGUGACGAGAAGAAAGUAGAUGUGGUCAGCACAGACCAGAAUAACGUCGAGGAUAAUCAUGUUUCAGAUGCGACACAGAGUCAAAAUCAGUGAUGAAAAUAACAGCUCUGCUUCUCUGAAAAUGUCAGCAGAAUUUGGUGGAGAAAUGCACCAAAGCAGCUGAAUGAGGAUUUUUCUUCUUAUUGGCUUAUAAAAUUUAUUUUGCAAGGACAAUAUGCUUUUCAAAAAUGGGCAGUGAGCCUCGUAUGAUUGAAACCAUUAUUUAUUAAAUUGAUUAAAUAUGGCUAGUUUUAAACUUUUCAAAAUGAUUUGUGUAUUUUCAUAAAUCAGCCCUUUUAAUUGCUACAGUGUUCCCACUGCAGGGGAUUUCCCCCCCUCUCAAAUAUGAUUGUCCACACUGAUAUUUGCAAAUCGCAUGGAUCCAUGUGUCGUUUGUGACUUUUUCACCAAUCUGUAUAGUCUUUUUUUUAGUGAUGGCAUAUUUUUGGCAUUGCAUUUUGACCAAAUCCUUGACACAGAAGUUGACCUGACCUGAAGCAAGCUGGAGAAUUGUGUGUUAAGGAAGCAAUGAUGAGGGCAUCUGUAUACCUCAUUUGAGAGCAGCAGCCUCCAUACUAUGUUGUAGGUAAAAACAAAACAAAACAAAAAAAAACAGUAUGUGAGCCAAGUAGUAUGUUCAUAGUAUCCACAAAACAGUAGACAGUAGUAAAACAGCCAUAUUUUCCAUUACACCAUACUACAUAUUGAAUGUGUUAAAAGACAAUUGUAUUAAUAUAUUCAAAGAUCAAAAGAGGUGAGGAGAUAUAAGUCAUUGAUUCUCACAACCUACAUGGGACUGUUUGUGACUGGAUGUAAAUGAGACUGUGUUCCAUUGCCAUUAAAUAGAGUACAGCAGCUAUUUACUCUUACACCUUAGCCGCUUUUCUCCAGUCGGCACGGAUACGGCUUCAUCUUCUACUGUUGUGCUGAUAACGGAGCUCUUUGGAAUGUAAUAAUGUCAGUUGUUGCCUUGGUAACGCAAGUGUAAUGUAAACGGUGAUAUGGACCAUGAUCAGAUAUUUCUGGUUUUGGGACUCUUUUAUCUGAUAUUUACUUCAUUAACUCUUGACGCGAAAAAUACCAGGCUCCCGUGGAAAUACAACUGGAACCGUACCUGACAGUUCUUAGAACCGUUCGGCCCGACAGUGGAAAAGCGGCUCUUGUCUAUACUGAGUUAGUUUAUGUGUUUGCACGUGAUGGGGGAACCUGCUCUUCUCUACUGAGAAAUAAAAUGAUCCAAAAAAAAAAAAAAAAGUGGUUAAAUUUGAAUGAUCAGCAGAGUGUGUAAUUUUUUUUCUUCAAUGUGAAAUCAGAAAGAAAAAAAAAAUGGCAUACAAUACUAAACCUUGCUGAUGGCUCAUAUUUUUACUUGUGCUUCCAGACUAUAACAAUUAAUGCUGCUUUGACCAAUCAUCUGUUUUGUUUUUAGUUUUUUUUUUUUUUUUUUUUUUUACUUAUGAAUUACAAUAUUGCCAUUCAAAGAAAAACAGGGGCAUGUCAUUUUAGGUCAUUUGUUGUAGUUUGUGCAAAUGUCAUUUUUGUUCAUUCAGAAAUAUCCAGGUUUUUCUAAUCCAAAUGUAAAACCAAUUAAAUAAUUUUUUUUUUUUUUUUUUUUCGUGUUUCAAUGUCAAUAGUAUUUUGUGUGUAUUUCAUUUUGGUGUUUUAAGUGCAUUCGAUCUCUCUGGAACGACAAUAAAUUACCCGUAUCAAGGCCUCAGCUUCUUUGAGCCAAAUGAGAAACUCGCGCAUUGCUUGGACUUUCCUCAUAGUGUUGAGGGUGCGGUUUUGAUUCACUCAUAGCUCACUGAUGUUGUCAUAGUUUCAUUUUUUUUUUUUUUUCAUGUUUUAUUAUAUUGUAUAUUAUCACUUGUUUAUGCUAAUUGUGUAUCACUAUUUUAUAUACGUGUAAAAUAUUCAGCCUUUUUUCCCCUAAUACAAGCACUAUCUACCCAUGUCUUUUUAAUGUUGGUUGUUUUUGAAACCUACAAUACAUCGCUUAUAAAAGCUUUAUUCACCAGAAUCUAAGGCCGAUGAUACACGGGGCAACUUUUUUUGAGCAAUAUUUCUUGGGCACUUUUCCAUUGAGAAUGCAUAAUAAAUUUCUAUCUGGAUAUUUUAGAUCGGUUGUGGGCAUUGUGUCUCACCUGGUUGCCCAUUGAGGGCAGUAUUGCCCAAAGUUACCCGGAAACAUUGCUAAAAAGUUGCCGUGUGUAUCAUCAGGCUAAAAGUGCCCCAAUAACUGAUCACGCUGACCCUGAGGAGCUCAGUUUGAAGGAUGGAAAUAUGUCUUUUACCAUAGGAGAGUGUGUAGACCUCCUCUUUGUGGUUUUUGUAAGAUGCAUAGGUUUCUUUUUGAGAAUUGUAUUUGAAUGUAUAAAAAUUGCAUGAGCUUUA
Molecule: messenger RNA, 3666 nt
Organism: Onychostoma macrolepis
Lineage: Eukaryota; Metazoa; Chordata; Actinopteri; Cypriniformes; Cyprinidae
Exons: 19
Coding region: 121-1326 (401 amino acids)
Source: RefSeq, a predicted model, not a curated record